This is a messenger RNA of Lathyrus oleraceus (garden pea), 1349 nucleotides long. RefSeq lists its product as uncharacterized. Lineage: Eukaryota; Viridiplantae; Streptophyta; Magnoliopsida; Fabales; Fabaceae. The coding region runs from base 655 to 996 and encodes 113 amino acids. The record is from RefSeq and is a predicted model, not a curated record. The transcript is spliced from 4 exons.
GAUAUACAUCAUCCCAAUCAUCUCAUUCUCAAAUGGGAGCUUCUAUAAAUAUAUCACAAGACCCUUCCAUCAACUCCCAAACAAAUCCACUCACUCAAACAUCAAUUAGGACACCACAAAACAUCAAGUGGGGGUCAAGGAAUGUAGAUAGACGAAUUUGGAUCAAAUCAGCACAUGGGAAUAAAUAAUUCUCUUUUCAUAAGUUAAAUUCUUAUUAAAUAUAUAUGUUAUGUUUGAUGUUGUUUUACUUUUUUUGUCCUAACUUUCAUCUUGAAUGGAAGAUGAGGAAUGUCAUAACAAAAAUCAUCAAGACAAACUUUUAAGGAGUUUGGAAAUCUUGGAGUAGUGCGAGUAAAGAUGUUAGAGAUUUUUGGUUCAAUGACUUCAUUGGAAAAUAUAAGUGGCUUGAACAUGAUGAAAAUAACAUAAAAAAAAGUUUUUAUAGUAUGGGAUCUCUAGCACUGAAAAAUGCUUUGUACAAAGUGCGGAGUGGUAAGAAUGAAGGUAGUUGGAUUGGAGAAAACUAUUUAAAAGAAUUGAAAGUUGAAUGGGAGAAAGAGAAAUGGUAGGAGAUUUCUAUGAUUAAUAAGCAAAAUAGGAAGUCUCAAGAAGGACAUAAUGUGCAUAAUGGAGGGUCUAUUUCUGUAAGUGAACAUGUCAAAAGAAUGGGAACCUACAUGUUAUGAGUUUUACGAGCGACUUCAUAGGCAAAAGGGGAAACCAGAUGAAUGGUUUAAUGAAAAACAAGCAAAAAUUGUUGAAUUAUUUCAAGUGCAAAAAAGUGAAGCACAAAUUCAAAGUGGCGAGGGAAGUAGCCAUGAGUCUACACUAGAGUUAUAUAAUGACAUAUACAUGGAAGUGGCUGGUGGUAUAAACAAGAAAGGACGCAUAUUUGGUGGUAUAAACAAGAAAGGACGCAUAUUUGGAUUAGGAUCUCAAGUUGUUGCCAUCAAAUCAUCCGGAAAAAAUAGCAUCUCUAAUGAUGCAACAUCAUGAGAAAAGGUUGUUGUAUUGAAAGAUAAAGUUCAAGCAUUAGCAAAUCAACUUCAACAAAAGACUCUUGGACAAGAAAGUAUAAAAAAAGGUGAAUCAAUGGGAGCGUAAGUUUCAAAAACUAGUGCAUGACAAAAAUAUGAAAAGUUUAUUUUUUAAAGGAGAAGAUGAUGAUGAUAUUGGCAAUGAAGGAGAUGAUGAUGAUGAUGAUAUUGGUAAUGAAGGAGAUAUUGGCAUGGAAGAAGAUGAUGUUGGCAUGGAAGAAGAGGAUGAUAUUAAUAAUGAAGGAGAGAAUGAUAACCAGAAAAUGGGUGUGAAAAUAUGGAUGAUGACCUUUUCAUUGAUUAGGUUUAUAU